AUGUUUCUGCCGCUCCCCACCUUUGCUCGACUCUCAGCUGUCAUCUCUCUCGAGACUCAACUCAGCUAUCAUACGCUGCUUCUCAUCUCUGUCUACAAUUUACGAUUGCGAUACUCAUUUCAUCAAUCCCACCCUGCUACAGCAAAAGAUCAAUCGCAAAUUACAUCACCUACCAUGACGACAAGCUCCCCACACCUUCCCUACCUACAAAAGUGCCUCUCACUAGCCGAACAAUCCCCUCCGCGACCAACAAACUUCCGUGUGGGCGCGAUCCUCCUCUCCCGUAAAGACAAUGACCCCACCUUCGCAGACGACCGAAUCCUCUCCACGGGCUACACAAUGGAGUUAGUGGGCAACACCCACGCAGAGCAAUGCUGCUUCUCCAACUAUGCAGCAGUCCAUAAAGUCUCCGACGAUGAAGUCGCUUCAGUGUUGCCCGUGGAGUCCGGUCGCAAACUCAUCAUGUACGUGACGAUGGAGCCAUGCGGGAAGAGGCUGUCAGGGAACGCGCCAUGUGCCCAGCGCAUUGCACGGACGACAGCAGGUCACGAGGGUAUCCAUAAGGUUUAUUUCGGAGUUAAGGAGCCUGAGACGUUCGUUGGGCAGUCUGAAGGAUGUCGGAUGUUGACGGAGGCUGGAAUUGAAUGGGAGCAUGUGGGUGGCUUAGAAAGGGAGAUUUUGACUGUUGCCUUUGCGGGCCAUGAGAAUGGAGCUGAGGAAGUUAGGGCCGCUUUGGGAGACAAGGAGAAUACUGCAGAUGAGAGUCUCGAGGAACGGCAGAGACAGGAAGCGCAACAACCCCGGAACCCGAAGAAAAGAAUGAUGGAAGGGGAGACCAAUAUUUAUAUGUAA
Molecule: messenger RNA, 852 nt
Organism: Penicillium olsonii
Lineage: Eukaryota; Fungi; Ascomycota; Eurotiomycetes; Eurotiales; Aspergillaceae
Source: the annotation of a GenBank genome assembly